Rhopilema esculentum is the source of this 4983-nucleotide messenger RNA. The record is from RefSeq and is a predicted model, not a curated record. Lineage: Eukaryota; Metazoa; Cnidaria; Scyphozoa; Rhizostomeae; Rhizostomatidae.
CUUCGCCACUGUUGCUGGACACUGUUAGCAAAGAAAAUUUGAAAUUGAACACGUUUGGUUCAGAUAAGUUUAAACCUUUUGAAUGCAGUAAAGUAAAGUUGUAUUUAGAAACCGAAGAUAACGAGAGUGUAGAAAUUACAGCGCUUACUAACCCCGUUAUUUGUUCACCCUUAGGUGCAAAGUUAGAUAUCGUAGAUUUUUCGCAUUUGCAUGGUUUAAGGCUCGCAGAUCGCAAAUUAGGACGUUCUAAUCGCAUAGAUAUUCUCAUUGGCGCUGACAGUUAUUUUGAUUUUGUAUUGGGAGAUGUCUUGAAGGGAGGAUCGGGUCCCACUGCAAUAAGCAGUAAAUUGGGUUGGUUGCUAUCAGGACAAAUCCCAGGCGAAAGUGAGUUUGUCAUCUAAUGUUGUUUCUCAUCUUACCUUAGAAAUGCGAUCAAGUUCUCUAUUCGUAGCUCAGAAUGAGGAAACUAAUGAAAACCCUGCAAAAACCGAGGAAUUGAAGGAAGCUCUAGCAACGUUUUGGAAACACGAAGCUGGGGGCUUAUCACAAAAUGACGGUGAAUCAGAGAAUUCAAGCAAAAAGGUCUUGGAUAUCGAGUUUACUGGUGAAAGGUAUUCGGUUUAUCCCUACAACCUACAAAAGGCAAAAAAUCCCUACUGUAGGUAGAAAUCCCUACGAGUGGCAACCCUGGUGAGAGUUGUCUUUGACGGAAGCGCCUGUUCUAAUGAAAAUUCUCUUUCUUUGAACGAUAGGUUGGAAGUAGGUGAGAAUUUUAUACCACCUUUGUUCGAAACUUUAAUUCGCUUCCGAGUACAUGCUGUUGCCUUAACUGCAGACAUAGAAAAGGCGUUUCUUCAAAUAGAAGUUAAGGAUUCCGACCGAGACGCCCUUAGGUUUUUAUGGUAUGAUGACGUCAAUUCAGCGUCUCCAAAUGUUGUUCAAUUCAGAAUAAAACGCUUUCCGUUCGGUUUAACUUGCUCUCCUGGCAUUUUAGGUGCCACGAUUCGCUAUCAUGUCAAUUUAUUUGCAGAUCAACAUCCUAAAUCGACUAAGGUGUUAAAUCGCUUGUAUUGUGAUGAUUUGUCAUGCGGGGCGGCUUCUAUUGACGAAGCUUUUGAAAUUUAUCAAAAUUGUCAAGCCAUAAUGGAGAAGGGUGGUUUCAAUCUUCGGAAAUGGAACUCUAAUAAGACAGCUCUAUUAGAUAAGAUAAAUCCAGCUGAUAAAUCUCUCUGUGAUAGUACCCCCUCUAACAUCUCUCUACAGGCUCAAGAAGAUGAUCAAUCCUAUAGUAAAUAUAAAGUCGGUAUGCCCUCAAACAGCAACAAAAUUUUAGGCAUAAACUGGGAUACAGACAGCGAUCUAUUGAUAAUUCCUAUUGGCAGUGUCGCUAUUUUCGCAAAAUCUUUACCGCCCACUAAAAGGUCCGUUCUCAAAAUUGCAGCGAAAAUCUUUGAUCCAUUUGGAUGUUACAGCUUGUUUUUUAUUAACAUGAAACUUCUAUUUCAGGAAUUAUGUGAGGCUAAAUUACCUUGGGAUGAGGAACUGCAGGGUUCUUAUAAGACUAAAUUCGAUUCGCUUCUUAAGCAGCUAAAUGAAGUACCUAAUGUAAAACUACCUCGUUUUGUUUUUCAAGAGGGAAAAACGGUUGAGAAAAUUUAAAUUCACGCUUCUCUGAUGCCAGUGAGAAAGCAUACGCUUGCGUUGUCUAUCUUCGCAUUAUGUACACCUCGGGGGAAGUAGAUGUAAAAUUCAUUGCGUCAAAGGCCAAGGUAGCACCUUUGAAAAGGCAGACAAUACCUAGGUUAGAACUUCUAGGAGCUUGCUUAAUGUCUCAGUUAGUAGAAACGAUAAGAACCACACUAGAGGAUGAGUUAGGUCACUCACGUAUUCAAUCAUUUUAUUGGGUAGACUCGGUUGCGGUUCUUUGCUGGAUAAAAAACGAUCGAGCUUGGAAGCCUUAUGUCCAUAAUAGAGUAAGAAAAAUUAUUCAGGUCUCGCAAAGGGAAGAAUGGCAUUAUUGUCCAGGUUCACUAAAUCCUGCCGACCUACCCUCUAGGGGUAAAAAUCUAAGUAAGGUAUCCAGUGCUAACUUAUGGUUAAAGGGCCCGCCGUUUUUACAUCUUCCUCCCCAGGAAUGGCCCGCACAAGCAUUUACCAAGUCCUCCUCUUCUGCCGCUGCGGAGGAGAGAGGGUCAAAACAAUCAGAAGUCACUCACGUAAAUUUAAGUACUGAGGGCCAACAAACGUCAAGUGUUCUCAAUAUAAUAGACAUAAACAGGUUUAGCAGUAAAGGUAGGCUGUUGCGUUCUCUAGCUUGGGUGCAUAGAUUUUUGAACAAUUUACGAUCGUCCGUUCGCAAGGAAAAUUUGGUACUAGAUCAAUGGGUUACAGCAGAUGAGAUCAGUCAAGCAGAAAUUGUAUUAAUAAAGGGAAUUCAACAGCAGUCGUUUAACUCGGAGAUAGAAUUUGUUAUAGGAAAAUCGAAAAGUAAGCAGGUACCACCCCUGGUAAACCAAUUUAAUUUGUUCACUGAUGAACAAGGAUUAUUGAGGUGUAAGUCAAGACUUCUGCAUGCAAGCGUUGUCAAUGAAAGUAAAACGCCAAUAUUGUUACCGUCGAAAAGUUAUUAUUCGGAACUUGUCAUUGCUGAGGCACACAGUAAGGUGUUCCACGAUGGAAUAUCAGAAACGUUAAACUGCGCUCGUCAGAAAUACUGGAUACUCAGGGGUCGAGAAAUGGCAAAAAAGCAUAUUAGGAGAUGUGGCAAGUGUAAGUGGUUUGAAGGGCCAACUUUUAAAUUUAAUGUCACCCCCGACUUGCCAAAAAUACGGGUAGAUGAUUCACCCCCGUUUAGCAAUGUGGGAGUAGAUUUUGCCGGCCCUUUGAUGAAUAAGGGUAUUUAUACUAAAGGGAAAACAGAUAAUAAGAGCUAUGUUUGUUUGUUUACGUGUGCUGCAACUCGUGCAGUCCAUUUAGAGCUCGUGGAAGCCCUAGAUGUCGACUCGUUCAUUCGCUCCUUCCGCAGAUUCACUGCUCGCAGAGGUUUACCAACAAGGAUCAUAUCCGAUAAUGCUAAGACAUUCAAAACAAUGUCCAAAGAAAUUAAACAAUUAAUUCGAAGUCCUAAGUUGAGCAGCUACUUAGAAACCCGGGGAGUAAAAUGGGAUUUUAUCCUAGAUCGAUCCCCCUGGCAGGGAGGAAUGUGGGAGCGGUUGGUAAGAAGUGUUAAGCGCUGCUUGAAGAAGGUUAUAGGGCGUGCUAGUUUAUGUUUCCAGGAACUAAGCACGUUACUUACAGAAGUAGAAGCAGUUGUUAAUGCUAGGCCUAUAACAUAUCUACAUGAUGACAGUGAAGGUAUUUCAUACCCCCUUACUCCAUCUCAGCUCAUUAAUGGACGCAAUCUUUUGCAGGGUCCAAACGAGAGGUAUUUUGAAAUAGUGAAUACGUACGCCGCUUUGUCAAAGCGCGCGAAAUACCAACGCAAAUUACUCGAACAAUUUUCAGAACGUUGGCGAAAGGACUAUCUGUUAAAUCUCAUGGAAGCCUAUAAACCAAAACAGGUUCACGAUAAACCAUCAAUUGCAGUAGGCGAUAUAGUAAUAUUAAAGAAUGAUUUCUGUAAAAGAGCAUUUUGGAAAUUAUGCAGAGUUGUUGAGUUUUUUGUAGGUGCUGACGGAAAUAUUAGAGGAGCAAAGGUUCAAGUGGCAUCAACUAAUGGUAAGAAAAUUCUUAACAGACCUUUGCAACAUUUGAUUCCAUUAGAGGUUAACGCGAAUACACAAAGUAUAGGUACUGUAGAGGCGCCGCAUGCGCAAGCAGACCCUACUAACGAGCCGCUAACAAGUAAUGCUAAGGGUAGACCUAAGAGAAAUGCUGCUAUAAUAGGUGAAUUAAUUCGUAGAGACACAAACGUACAUUAGCUCAAGCUACAUUUAUCAAAGUAUCAUUGUUAUGUUGUUUUUUGAAUCUUCUUAUAGUUAAUGAUUAGAACUCAUUCGUAUAAUCGUGUAGUAAUGGUUGAUCGCUAGACGAUCAACGGGGGGAGUGUAUUGCGAAGGAGACAGAAAACCUCCAUUCUGGUCCAGGGCUCCGGGACACAUGGUGAGAAGGUCUUACCAUAUUUGGCAUUUCCGGCAUCUCUUCGCAUUACGCCCUCCCGUCGCCAGUAUUGAUUAGAAUUAGAUGCACGAGGCAUGGAGAGAGGUUCGCUCUCUUGAGUAUAAAUAAUCAGUAUAAUCAUAUAUAUAUAUCUUCUUGUUAGAAAGCAUGUGUCUCUCUGUGGUACACACCUAUGUUCCGCCCAAGUCACAACAGACCCAGAACACUGCUCGAUAAGGAUAAGCUUCUCAAUGUCCUAAAAACUACCUUCGGAUGCUAGGUAGAAACAAAUACAAAUACAAAAAAUUCAAAACAAAUUUAAUAUUGCAAAGGAAAUCUGAAAAAUAGCAUACUGAAGUACUCUUCGUUCGACACUGCUCACGCUGGAUAAUGACACGAGGAAACAUAAAUUUUUAUCCAGAUGCGGAUCGAAAGUAGCAUGAGAUUAAGAAUGGCCCGCUGGAUUGGUUCGUUGCUUUUGACUUGAUCUAGUUUUCGAUCCACUUCUCGAUAGAAUGUUUCCCUUGUGUUACCUCCCGAUAUUCAUACUCUGUGGAGUGUCGGACAAAAAAAAUUUUCGUACGCUUUUUCUUCUUUUCUGUGCCAUUAUCAAGUUAUGAAAUGGACGAUUUUUUAAACGAAGGCUUUAGCUUGUGUUAUAAAUAUGUACGUAUUAGAAAAGUUUGCAUAGGUUAUUAGAAAAAAGGUUAAAAAUUACGAAAAAAGGAAAGCCGUAGCCUUCAUUAAAAAUUGAACCAAGAAUAAUUUCAAAAUAAUCUCUUUAUAUUUGUCUCCACCAGUCAAUUGGCUGAUGACGUCAAUAGUAUAAUUUAAGAUAAGGUUAAAUUGAAGUUAACAUAGUUGCAGUAAAUAAAAUCGCGCUUU